AUGCUGGUGGACGAGUGCGCCGGCUCGACCGCUGCCUGGAACGGGACCAUCGGCCCCGGCUACGGAGGCAGCUUGCGAGGUGGCGGUGGAUGGACAACCCCCGUGGGCUGUGGCCGAGCCAACUCCAGCAUGAGCUUCGGAGGAAGCGUGCCCUCCCUCCAUCCGUCCGGCUCCAUCAGGUCCCUGCGCUCCCAGCAUUCUAUUCAGCCCCCGUGCGACACCCCGAUUCGCUGCGUCCGGUGCCACCCGCCGUUGCAGUCAGGCACGCCAAACAGUUGUGCGAAGCAGCAUCAGUUGCACCAGCACUUUUUGCAACACCAGCAGUUCCAGCAGCAGCAAUGCUGCCCGAGCCAACAGCCGCAACAGUACUGCCCCACGCCGAGCCACUACCUCGACUGCCAGAACGGCGCCUACGUGCACCCGGGCCACCAUCAUCAGCACCCGCCUGUCCAUCGGACCACCUCCUCGUCCUACCACGGCGAUCCACGCGGUCGCUGCGCGGAUCUGGACGAGAGUGCAAUUGGCAACGGGAACUGGGUCCUCGGCGAUCUGCGCAGCCUUCAUCGCUGCGUGCCGGCGCUUCGACGAACAGGUAUCGAUGUCUCGGGCAUACGAAUGCACUUUUAUCCGGAGGGUGGCUGGGGCUGGCUCGUCUGCGCCGCGGGCUUUCUCGCCCUGCUACUGACCACCGGCAUGCAACUCGCCUUCGGGCAACUGCAGAUCUACGCGAUCAAGCACCUCGGCGCCCCGUACAAAACCGACAUUGUGUGGAUCGGCUCGUUGAGCGCCGCGGUGUCCCGCGCCUCUGCACCCCUGAUUCUCGGCGUCUGCAGGCGCGGCAGCACCCGACUCACCUCCGUCAUCGGAGGCCUCGUGCUCGCCCUGUCAGCCCUCUUUGCCUCCUUUGCCGUGCAGGCGCAUCAGGUCAUGCUCAGCUUUGGCGUGGUGCAGGGCUUUGGCGCGGCUAUGGUGCGAGAGACCGCCGGCCUCAUGCUGGGCCAUUACUUCAGGAAGCGCCGGGAAUUCGUCGAGAUGAUCGUCCAAGCUGGCACCGGCGUCGGCAUCGCUCUCUUCAGCGUCUCUUACAAGGAGGCACUUGGAAAGCUGCAGUGGAGGCACGGCCUGCAAGCGAUAACGGGGGCGCUCUUCACAGCGUUUUUUCUCGGGCUGGUGUACAGGAGCGCCUCGCUGUACCACCCGCAGCGCCACGCCAUCGUCCACCUCAAGAAUCAACAGAACAAACUGAAGACCAAGUCCAAGUCGGCGCUCAAGGCGGCCAGACCACCCUGGAUCGAUUUCAGUCCUUUGGCCAGCCAGCCCGUCAGGAUACUCAUGCUGGCCGCCGCUGCCGCGUCCUUUGGCCUCUACACGCCGGCUUUUUUCAUCGCGCUGCAAGAGUACGAGGCGGAGAACGACCCGAGCACCGCGGUGCUGCUGCAGACUUGCUUGGGCCUGGCGGCGGCUGCCGGCUGCGCCGGUUGGGGCAUCGUCACCUCGAAGCCCUCCGCCCAGUGCCUCGUCUCCAGGCAGUACCUCUGCCAGGGUGCCCUCGUCGGAGUCGCCGUGUCUCAGUUGGCGCUUGGGAGCGUGCAGGGCUUUCACGGGCUAGUGUUGGCCGCUAUGCUGUACGGGGCCUCGUUGGGCGGCAGUCUCUAUUCGCUCAAGAUGCUCACCCUCGAGAGAAUAAAGGCCCGACAGUUUGCCAAAACUUGGGCCCUCGUGCAGGCUGCCGAGGCUCUGCCCAUACUCGUCGGAGUUCCGGUUACCGGCUACCUGAACGAGGCGAGCCCCCGCGUCGGCUACUACCUGUGCAGCCUGAGUUCCUUGGUCGGCGCGGCCCUGCUCUUCCUCGUAGGCUGGAGCCGACGCAGCCCCUGCUCCCCCGUGAUGGCAGCCGCGGCGGCGACCCCAGGAGUCGGUGGCUCGCUGAUGGGCUCGAUGCCCUGCGCCUGCACCGCGGCGGCGGCAGUGGCGACGCACCGCGCGGCCAGCAUGACCCCGACGGUCCCGAGGACCCUCAGCCGGCUGCCCAAGUCCCAGUCGCUCCACAUACCGCUCGACAGGUCCGAGCAUACAACCCCUGCGUUCGCGCCUCACUCCAGCUUCCACGGGGGCCACGUCACUCCGGGCUUCCACAGGAACAGCUUCUACGGCUGCACGCCGCAGCACUUUCGGGAGCAGCAGUUGAUGGGUGGAAGCUGCAGAGGUUACCUACCGCCCCAGGGCCCGUUGAGGCCGAGCAAAAGUGUGCCCGAGGGCCUCGCCUUUCCCGAUCACGAUCACGAUCAUCACCACCAGCUCUACCCUCCCCAUCGGGAUUUUUCCCAACAACAGCAGCAACAUUGUCCGGAGUUCACGCAGCACCCGGAGUUUCUGCAGUACCACCAGCAGCAGCAGAGAGCGAGGACUCCGAGGAGGUGUCGAGAUGUCACCGUCAUCGAACAGAUCACCACCAGUGUGUAG
Molecule: messenger RNA, 2463 nt
Organism: Copidosoma floridanum
Lineage: Eukaryota; Metazoa; Arthropoda; Insecta; Hymenoptera; Encyrtidae
Product: monocarboxylate transporter 7
Biological process (GO): transmembrane transport
Molecular function (GO): transmembrane transporter activity
Source: RefSeq, a predicted model, not a curated record